GGAAAUCAUAACAAUCGCUUUUUUUAUGCCGUUAAUGUUACAGUUUCUGAAGGAAAUAAAAUUCCCUACACUUCUGAAGUUAUUAUUGCAAAUCACAAAGGUUCAAUUACCAUUAACUGUCCAGUUCCUCAGAAGCAGCAUACUGAGUGGAAGUACUGGUGCAAAAUGAGUAAAAUGGAUGUUCCAUCCUGUGACAUAUUGGUAAACAGUUCUGGAUUUGUUCAUCAAAACUUCUGGGGAAGGGUAUUGAUACAGGAGGUUUUCAACACGACUGAUUUUAAAAUUCUUGUCAAUAACAUUAAAAUGGAUGACUUUGGGUUUUACCGAUGUGGGACUGGAAAAUUUGAUGAUGGAUCCAAUUGGACGGAUAUUCACAUUCAUAUCUUAAAUCCUACAAAUAAAAUACAGUACCGGAUUUUAAAGUCAUUCACCAGAUCUCCUGGGGGAGAGUUUGUGGCACAAUGCCGGGUCCCAACAUCUUUUAACUCUAUUUUGCUGAUAUAUUGGUGCCGAUGGAAUAAGACUGGCUGCUUGCGGUUAGUAGACUCUGAUGGAUUUAUCCAGAAAGGUUUUCAGAACAGAAUUUCAUUGAAUAACACUACCAAAAUGUCUACUGUUAUACUAAAUCAGUUAGAAUUGGGAGAUACUGGAUACUAUUGGUGCAUCAUCACUGAUGGACAGCGUGUGGAAACAUCAUCGGUGGAGGUCCAUAUUAUUGAGACCACUACAGCACUAUACUCAAAUGUUUCCAUUAAACAGAUUACCAGUGGAGAAACUUUUUCCUCUGCAGUUUUACUGACUACAACCAGCAUACCAGAAACUCACAUGAAUGUUAUCUUCAGACCUACUAGUGUUGAGAACUUGACAUCUACAUUAAACCUCAAUCACACUGUCCUGAAUACUGAAAUGUCUAAAUCUAGAGCUAAGCAAAGUUUUUACAACACAACAUGGCUAAAUCAGAUUGGUGGAACAUCUAUUCUCCAAAUAACAUCUGCACCUGCUACAAAUCAUGUCCAAAACAGUAUCAGUACUACAAGCAAGAAUCAUGCCACUACUAACAUAGUGAAAGAUACAAGUACACUUCUACCUACAAACAGAAAUAUGGCUCUUACUUCUUCUCCCACUGAGCAAGAAACUCAACAAAAUGUCACCCCCAGACCUAGUGACCUGGAGAACCUACCAUCCACAUUACACCCCAAUCACACAGUCCUGAAUCCUGAAACAUCUAAAUCUAGAGCUGAACAAGAAAACACAACAUGGCGUCACUUUAUAACUGCUGACAAUAAUCAGACUGGUGGAGCAACCAUUGUCCAGUUCUCUGUUGUCCGUGCAAUUGCUACAAAUGGUAAUCAAGAAUCUUACCAAAAUGUCACCCCCAGACCCAGAGACCUGGAUUACCUACCAUCCACAUUACACCCCAAUCACACAGUCCUGAAUCCUGAAACAUCUAAAUCUAGAGCUAUUCAAGAAAACACAACAUGGCGUCACUUUAUAACUGCUGACAAUAAUCAGACUGGUGGAGCAACCAUUGUCCAGUCCUCUGUUGUCCCUGCAACUGCUACAAAUAGUAACCAAGAAUCUUACCAAAAUGUCACCCCCAGACCCAGAGACCUGGAGAACCUACCAUCCACAUUACACCCCAAUCACACUGUCCUGAACUCUGAAACAUCUGAAUCUAGAGCUGAACAAGAAAACACAACAUGGCGUCACUUUAUAACUGCUGACAAUAAUCAGACUGGUGGAGCAACCAUUGUCCUGUCAUCUGUUGUCCCUGCAACUGCUACAAAUAGUAACCAAGAAUCUUACCAAAAUGUCACCCCCAGACCCAGAGACCUGGAGAACCUACCAUCCACAUUACACCCCAAUCACACUGUCCUGAACUCUGAAACAUCUAAAUCUAGAGCUGAACAAGAAAACACAACAUGGCGUCACUUUAUAACUGCUGACAAUAAUCAGACUGGUGGAGCAACCAUUGUCCUGUCAUCUGCUGUCCCUGCAACUGCUACAAAUAGUAACCAAGGAAUAGAAGACAACUAUGGGAUGACUGCUGUGCACAAGCCGAACUCAGAGGUGACACUGAUAGGAGAUUCUACAGGGGAACCUCAAUCCAAAACAAAUCAAAAUGAAAGCAGUUCUGAAAGACAGGUUUCUAGCUCAAAGAAUCUGAUCCUCGUUUUGAUCCCAGUACUGGCCAUUAGCUGCGUCAUUGGUUUUGCAACACUGAUUUAUGUUGUAAUGAAUGUUCGUAAAAAAAGAGCAACAAACACCAUUAUCCACCACCAGGAAAAUGUUUUGAUGAUGGACAAAGGAGCAGCAGAGGAGGAAAAUACUGAACAACACGAGCUCUUGGUUCUUGAGCUAACAAAUAGUAGUAAUCUCUAUAGAGAAACAGAAGUCUGAAGAUGAAACCCUACUAAUUAUCUAAAACGAAUCAACCAAAAUAACUCUUUCAUGCUGUUUACCCUUUCAAUUAAUUUAUUAUUUUCUCCAACUUCAACAUUCAGGCACUAGUAUUUAGUAAAGUUCUAUAUGGCAACAUCCAUAUCCUUGCUUUUAUCAGAUUGCUAAGAAUUGAGCUCUAAUGAGUAUUUAUGAGCUGGCAGGAGUUCGGUGAUAAGGGCUGCACAUGGAACUAUCAGAGCAGUUCUCUGACGGAGUCGCUGUAAAAUAAAAAGCCCGUCAGUUUGCAAAUGCACUUAAAGUGAAAGCUGUGUCCAAAAAAGUUAUUUUUUUUACUAAAGAUCAAGUGAAAAAAUGACUUUUACACCAAAAAAAGUAAAAUGUAAUAAUAAAUUGCCCUAAAGGUGUCCAUGGCCUUCAAGUAUUGACCCAAUUUUGUGCUUAUGAAAUAAGAAGUGCUCCCCAGUUGUUAAUUAUUGGGGAAUACCCAAUGAAAAGGCUCA
Messenger RNA from Bufo bufo (common toad), 2903 nucleotides. RefSeq lists its product as uncharacterized. The coding region runs from base 166 to 2400 and encodes 744 amino acids. The record is from RefSeq and is a predicted model, not a curated record. The transcript has 18 exons. Lineage: Eukaryota; Metazoa; Chordata; Amphibia; Anura; Bufonidae.